Molecule: messenger RNA, 1720 nt
Organism: Dryobates pubescens (Downy woodpecker)
Lineage: Eukaryota; Metazoa; Chordata; Aves; Piciformes; Picidae
Gene: PSMD10
Product: proteasome 26S subunit, non-ATPase 10
Exons: 5
Coding region: 27-707 (226 amino acids)
Molecular function (GO): protein binding
Source: RefSeq, a predicted model, not a curated record
GUCGGCAGAGGGAAGCGGGAAGCAGCAUGGAGGUCGCGGUGUCGGACGUGGGGGUCUGCAACCUGGCCUAUGCUGGGCGCCUAGAGGAGCUGCGGGCCCAGCUCCUGCGCGACAGGGCCCUGGCCACUAAGGCCGACCAGGACAACCGGACCGCGUUGCACUGGGCCUGCUCGGCUGGACACACGGAAGUCGCCGACCUCCUUCUCAGCCUCGGUGUGCCUGUGGGUGACAAGGACGAUGCUGGCUGGACUCCAUUACACAUUGCAGCUUCGGCAGGCCGAGAUGAAAUUGUGAAAGCCCUGAUUGCCAAGGGUGCUCAUGUGAAUGCUGUAAAUCAGAAUGGCUGCACGCCCCUGCAUUAUGCAGCCUCCAAAAAUAAGCAGGAGAUUGCAAUCAUGCUUUUAGAGAACAGCGCUGAUCCGGAUGCAACAGAUCAUUUUGAAUCCACCCCGUUGCACAGAGCAGCAGCCAAAGGAAACCUGAAAAUGGUACAGAUUCUUCUGCAGCACAAAGCAUCUGUUAAUAUACAGGACUCUGAAGGGAAUACUCCUCUUCAUUUAGCCUGCGAUGAAGAGAGAGUGGAGGAGGCAAAGCUGCUGGUGUCUCAUGGUGCGAGUAUUGACAUUAAGAAUAAAGAGGAACUGACCCCACUGAAAGUGGCAAAGGGUGGCCUGGGUACGGUGCUUAAAAGGAUGGUGGAAGGCUAGUGGGGGUUGCUGGUUUGAUAUUUCUCUCCUGGUGCACUUGUAUUUAAGACUGCAGACUUCGUGUUUUCGUAAUUCAAUUAGGAUGUCAAGUAUGGGCAUCAGCAUGGUAAUGUAAUGUGUAUCGCUAGCUAUUCCUCACAUAGAGUGCCAAAACAGCUUGUACCUCCUGUUAAUUAAACAGGUCACUCUUUUUAAAGUCUUUUUCAAUUAUCUUGCAAAUUUGUUUCAGUUUACAGUACAAUCUGUGUAAGUGCGGUCAUUCCUUCUACUGUGGAACCUAGUUUAGGAUUAUUUCUUUCAAGCAACAGGACCAAAAAUGCAUUAACCAUUAAAAGUCAGUUUUAUGUUGGAAGCUUAUUCCAGAGUCUUUGUUUUUCUCCUUGGCCUUUGAUUUGUGUGUGAGGUCUUUUGUUUGACUUUUGUGGGUAUUCCUUCUUCUCCUUCAGGUGAUUCUAAUCAACACAUAUCUCUUACAGAAUGCAGUUUGCUUAGUUACUUGGAUAAUUGUAUCCAGUUUUAAUCUUCCUUGUCUUUUUAAGUGAGCUCUGAGUGUUCAAAGCCUUACUGUUGUUAUCAUGUUUCUUUGAAUCUUUAAAAGGCUGUAUUUGAAGUGCACUGGAUUGCUUGUGGAAUGGAGGGCAGUGUCAGGGUCACCUCUGCAAAUACGUUGUUACAUAGCGGAUGGCCCUGGAUAAUGCUCUGGGAUGUACUUCAAAUCUAAUUUAUUUCCUCUUGCUCCUCCUGUAGAUUUCUGUUCUGUUUGAUUCCCUUUAUGUAGCACUGAUGCUCACAGUUUACCAUUAUAUUUUGUAACAGAAGCCUGGUUUAAACUCUGUUUCCUCAUAGCAAAUCCUGGUAUUAAGUUGUUAGAAGGCAUAGCUAAUGAGACCGAGUCUGAAACGUAACCUUUUGUUCUGAUGUUGUAAAGGUCACUUUUGACAUUAUUGGGGUAGAUCUUCCCCUUCUGAACAAAUAAUGAUGAUGAAAUUUUGUGAAAUAAAGAACUUUCCUAA